Hibiscus syriacus is the source of this 1896-nucleotide messenger RNA. Its product is annotated as dentin sialophosphoprotein-like. The record is from RefSeq and is a predicted model, not a curated record. The transcript has 2 exons. NCBI's taxonomy places the organism in Eukaryota, Viridiplantae, Streptophyta, Magnoliopsida, Malvales, Malvaceae. The coding region runs from base 1 to 1896 and encodes 631 amino acids.
AUGGAUACCUACUCUUCCAAUGCUAAACCCUCCAACGCCCCUCAAAACGCUAAUGCAAUACCCUAUAACUUCAAUGCGUUUCCUCGAACCAUCCAUUCCCAAAUGAAUUCAUCAACUUCCUCGAUCUUUGAUAGUGCUGGGGAGUUCGAUUGCGGCAGGAACGGCUUCAACCAGAAGUCAGCUGCGCCGGGUCGGCCUCGGGUAAGGCUGUCCAAGUUGAGGAAGCCGAUGAAUGGGAAGGUGAGAGGCGGACUGGGGGAAGUUGGGUCAGAUUUCAACCCGUUUAAGCAAUCCGUUCAAGGUUGGGGUCGAUCAAGCACAAUUGGUAAUCUAUCUUCAUCCAGCUUUUUAGAUAGUUUGAAUAUAGUUAACAAUGAUAAUAACAAUAAUAAUCCAAGGUUUGUAUUUGGUCUUAAUAAUGGAACUGAUAGAGACUUUAGUGGAAAUGUUGAGGUUGAGAAUGAAAAUAAGGAGCCUUUUAGAGAGAGUGAGGAUGAUGGAUUUGUAUUUGAAGCCAAUCAGCGUGGCGGCAUGAAGAAAUUGGUCUCUGAAAAUUUUGGUUUUGUUUUUGGUGCUAAUGGGAGUGAUGGAGGGGUAAAAUCAAAUCCGGGAAAGGGAAAAUCCAGAGAUUAUGUAGUGAGUUUUGAUGGUUGUAUGGGGAAAGCGAAAGUAGAGACUGGUUCCCAGGGUGGUAAAGAUAGUAAUUUAGAUUUUUCUUUUGGUGUGACCAAGAGUGGUUUAGAAUCUAGUUGGGGUUCAGGGAAAGUACAGUUUGAUAAGACUCUCAAUGAGCCAGAUUGUUGUGACGCUGGUGUUGUGUUUGGUUCUAGUCAAAGAUAUUCAAAUUUAUCUUCCAAUUCUGAUAGGAUUGAGUCUACCAUUUUUGCGGGGGAAUCAAUAUUUGGGCCUAAUCUCCAUGAUUCAUCCUCAUUUAAUCCCGAAAGGGGAGAAUCUGGCAAAAGCUUUGGACAGCCAAUUUCUGGUGAUUUUGGGAAGAUGAAUAUGAAGGGUGGAACAGAGUCCCAGAAAAUGGAACCUGCUGCAGUUAAUUUCAAUGUUAAUGGAAAUGAGAGUUGUGUUGAGGAUUGUGCUAAUGAUUUCUUUGUUUUUGGUGCCACUAGCGGUAAAGGUUCCUUUUCUAAUGAAUGCAAAGAUGGAAUCAAAUCAAGCAGUGGAAAUUUUGGAGUUUCUGUUGACAAUGGUUCGUCUAAGGAUGGUUUUGUGAAUAGCAAUGAUGUUGGUGGUUCUUCUGGUGCAAACUCAAUAUUUAUAUUGCAACAUGAUUUACAGAAACUAAAUAUCAGUUGCUAUAGAAAUGUUGAUGGUAGUGACACAACUGAGGGUUCAGACACAAAAGUGGAUUCUGAGACCAUAUUUGUUUUUGGAAGCUGUGAGAAGGUAUCUGGCCCUUUGAAAAACGCUCCAGAUGGUGGUCCUUGUCAAGAUUGGUCCAACAAUGGAAAUGUGAAUGGUGUUGUAUCUUCUAAUAGCUUUAGUGAAGAUACUGCUGGAAUUUCUGAUGCCAAACCAUUUACAUUUAGGGCAGGCAUCAGUAAGGCUUCUAAUAUUGAAAACUCUUUCCAAGGUCAUGGUAGAGAUGAUGUAGGUCUAAGUGAGAUCGAUACAUGUGCAUCUCUCAAUCUCAACUCGCAAGGAAAUAGUGCAGUUGACUCGGUGACGGUUGGAAUAGAAAAGAACAAUGAAAGUUGUUCAACUGGCAAUCUAGAUCAAAUGGGGACUUCGUUCAGUGAUUUUAAAACACCUGAGUGGGAUCUUUCUUCCUUCAAAGCACAUCUAUUUACCGAAGUGGAUGAGAAGUUGGAAAUUGAUGUAAAAAGUGGCUUAGCUAAGGGGAAAGGAGUAAAGAAAAUGAGAGCAACAACAUGUGCUAAAUGA